UUUGUAACAAUCCCAAAAGUCUAAAAUGCCCUUGCUUCUGAUCUCGUUUCGUUCCCUGCCAAGGAGAGCAGUGCCCACCGAACCCGCCGGUGCAUUUUAGCAUCCGCCGCGAGCAGCUCACCUGCCCUUUAGAGAGAGAAAAUAUCCGUUAGCGACUCCGCAGAAAAAUAAAAAGCUUUUAUGCCGUUUUCGGAGAACAAAUCCGGUGGGGCCACCCCCCGUAUGUAUCAGUUCCUUAUGAUUUUUAAUUUUCUUUUAAAUAUUUCACCUUUUUAUUUAUUUAUUUAUUUACAUUUUGGGAGUAAAAACGAGGAAGCUCCGGGGCAGAGUUUGCAGAGAGAUUGAAAAACGGGUUCGAGUAUUGCCUCAUUUGAUAGCAUUGGAUUUGUUACUUGCAAUUGAAUGAUCCAUACGCGACUAAGAGAGGAAGUUGUUGGAUCUCAGAUACUAGAUUGCAUCUAUUGAAUUGUAGCAGCGUUGAAAAUGAUACCCGUUCAGUGCUCCACUUACUAGUUCAGACUAAUUUUGGUUCAGUUUCUGAGGACCGUCACUUCAUUCUGGCAUGGGCUUGGAGGAAAGAGUUGACAUACAUAACAAGCAAGGCAAAGUUAAUCAGACAUCAACUAUUUGCAAGCAUGCUUUUUCUGACCUGAAGCAUAUUACUCCGUUGGUAUUCAUAUACCUCUUGAAAGAGUGCUAUUUCCAUGGCACAUUUAAGGCAACUAAGAAGUUCCGAGUUCUUCAAGAACAGGUUCAUCUAGUACUACGCAAUGAUCCCCAACCUGGACCAGCUACUUUUUUUAUUCAGUGCCUCUAUGUCUUGCCUAUAUUUGAUUUAUACUGUGAAGGGUUCAGUCAUUUGAUUAUAUCUGCUCUUCGCCGUUUCCUAAAAUUGGAAACAUGCUCGGGGGACGCUAUGGAAGCAAAGGACCUCGCUGCCCAGUUGUUUCUCGAUAUUGUUGGGGGCUCUGUCAACCAUGAUGAGAGGAUAGUUGAGAAGAUACUUGAAGUUUAUGAUGUUCAGUUGGCAAACAUUGAUAAAGUAAUGUGCCUAAAUGCAAAGAAUAAUUGCAGAUUUGACAAUGCAAAAGAGUUUGUUGAGCAAUAUAUAUUUGGACUGAUAGAGUCUCAAUCAUAUAUGGCUGCGGUUACUUUAUUAGAGCACUUCUCUAUCUGCCAGACUGGCCAAUCGUUUCUCCAUCGUAUGAUAGAAAGCAGACAGUUGAAAGCAGCAGAUAAAUGGGCAACAUUCAUGGGAAAGCCAAUGUUAUGUAUUCUUGUCCAGGAGUACAUUGGCAGGAACAUGCUAAAAAAUGCUUAUGACAUUAUACAAAAAAACAAUCUCCGACAUGAAUUUCCCGAUGUUUACCACAAGUAUAAAGAGAGCACUAUAAAGAAACUAGCAGAAAAAGGUUGCUGGGAAGUUGCAGAAGCAAGGACAAACAGUAAUAGACAGCUUCUUGAAUAUUUGGUUUACUUAGCAAUGGAAGCUGGUUACUCAGAGAAGGUUGAUGAGCUAUGCGACCGAUACUCGCUUGAAGGUUUCUUAAAUGGAAAAGUACCUGAGGCAAGUCUUCUUGAAAAUCGUUAUUUGCAUCUCAAUGAGUUGGUAGUAGAAGGUGUUGUUUGGGUUGAUGAAGUUGAUGCCUUGCGCAAUGCAACCUCUCACUUUGAGGGAUGCAAAGUUGUGGGUCUUGAUUGCGAAUGGAAACCGAACUAUGUAAAAGGCAGCAAACCAAGCAAGGUUUCCAUCAUGCAAAUCGCAUCUGAAAAAAUGGUUUUCAUCUUAGACUUGAUCAAGUUAUUCAAUGACGUUCCUGACGUCCUGGAUGAUUGCGUAACUCGCAUUCUGCAAUCUCCUAGGAUUUUGAAACUUGGCUAUAAUUUUCAAUGUGAUAUGAAGCAGUUGGCUCAUUCGUAUGGAGAGUUAGAGUGUUUCAAACACUAUGAGAUGUUACUGGACGUCCAGAAUGUUUUCAAAGAAGCUCGCGGUGGUCUCUCUGGGCUUGCAAAGAAAUUAUUGGGAGUUGGUUUGAACAAGACAAGAAGGAAUAGCAAUUGGGAGCAACGACCUUUGACACCCAAUCAGCUGGAGUAUGCAGCUAUCGAUGCAGCUGUUCUAGUUCACAUAUUCCGCCAUGUUCGGAAUCAUUCCCAGACUGCCGAGGGGGAAAAACCCGAGUGGAAAUCCUGCAUCGUUUCCCACAUGGAUAAUAAGAAGACCAAAAAGGGGAGUCGAAAGGAGUCAUCAGAAGCUGAGACAAAGGAAGAGCAGCAGCAACUUACUUAGCCGCGUCGCAUUUUCCCUUUGCCGUUGGAUUAGGAUGUAAACACCUGUAAAUUUAUCCAUUUGGUUAAAAAAAGACGGUGUUCAAUCAAGAUGAUGGUCAAGAAUUCUAAAUAUUUUCGCAUUUGCCUAGUUUUCAAAAUUUAA
Molecule: messenger RNA, 2434 nt
Organism: Malus domestica (apple)
Lineage: Eukaryota; Viridiplantae; Streptophyta; Magnoliopsida; Rosales; Rosaceae
Source: RefSeq, a predicted model, not a curated record